This is a messenger RNA of Penicillium daleae, 1872 nucleotides long. RefSeq lists its product as uncharacterized. Gene Ontology annotation, biological process: carbohydrate metabolic process. NCBI's taxonomy places the organism in Eukaryota, Fungi, Ascomycota, Eurotiomycetes, Eurotiales, Aspergillaceae. The coding region runs from base 1 to 1872 and encodes 623 amino acids. The record is from RefSeq and is a predicted model, not a curated record. Gene Ontology annotation, molecular function: hydrolase activity, hydrolyzing O-glycosyl compounds. The transcript has a single exon.
AUGUUGAUUUUACGGGGAAUCAGUUCCCCGUUCGUCGUGCUCACCGUCUGGCUCCACCAGGCAGUCGCCCAAACCAACUGUGGAGGCAGCCUCUACACCCCCGGCACCGUCAAUUUUACCCUCGCCUGUUACGAGGCCAUCGCCAAUUGCGCUGGACAAUUCGAGGCCAACCCGAGCCAGGUAGACUGCAACGAUGGCACGGGAAACGUGUAUAUGCAGCAGAAGGCCAAUCUCCAAGCGACCGGGUCCAGCCAGAACAACGAUGCCGACAUUGCAUUCCAGGAUAUUCGAGAUCUGUGCAUUCUGAGUGGGCAGACGACCGGCACCUGGGGCUAUAGCGACAACCAGUGGUACUGGAUUGCCGCAGGUAAUGGGUGCUAUACCAACGAUGCUACCCGUACGGACGUCGUCCCAACCCAUCCAGCGCCAUUCUGCAUCCAAAAUCGCGAUUCAGGUCUUCCAGAAUGCUACCCAGAGCCGGCGCCGGCCGUGGCAGGGCCUCUCAAAGUUGUCAAGACGGCCAAGACCAGGAAUGGCUUUACGUCCUCGGGCCGGGGCUGGAACACGUACGGAAUCCAGGCCCUAAAGAAUGGCUCGGAAGUGAUCCCAUCGUUUGCUGGACAAGCUGGGCUCAACUUCAACCAAAAGUUCGUCCAGACUCAAUGUGCAGUUCUCAGUCAAGCGGCCUUCACAGCCGCCGGGUAUGACCUGUGCAGCCUGGAUUCGGGCUGGCAGGCCUCCGCCGUGGAUGAGUAUGGACGAAUUCUUUAUAAUGACACUCGAUUUAACUUCCCAGAGCUAGGAUCGUGGCUCCAUGAGCGCGGCUUGAAGUUCGGUGUCUAUGUAACUCCCGGCGUUCCGUGCAGCGCCGCUAACAAGACCAUCCUGGGAACGAAUACUAAAAUCGGAGAUGUUUUGGACGGCAACAAUAACCAGAUCUUCUGCGAUUGGGAUUUCAGCAAGGCUGCCGUACAAACGUGGCAUGACUCAGUCGUUAAGCUAUGGGCUUCAUGGGGAGUGGACAUGAUUAAGCUGGACUUUGUAACUCCGGGGAGCCCGUCCAAUGGAGCAAACCUUGCUUGUGACAGCUCUGACGCCGUGAGAGCCUACCAAAAUGCCAUUGAAAAGACCGGGAAACAGAUGAGACUGGAUAUCUCGUGGAAACUGUGUCGGAAUGAAACCUGGCUGCCCGUAUGGAGCGGACUGGCCGACUCCAUGAGGACGGACCAAGAUCUGGAUAAUUACGGCACCAACACGUUCAUGGCCUGGCAGGUUGGGCAGCGAGCCAUCAACAACUAUCGCCAGUACAUUGGUCUACAGGUCCAGCGCAAUGUUGAAGUUACCAUUUAUCCAGACAUGGAUAACCUGUUCACGGGAAAUUCAGAGAACCUGACCGGUGUGAAUGACAGCAUUCGAACUACCGUCAUGAACCACUGGCUGGGUGCUGCAGCGAAUCUUGUCCUCGGGUCAGAUCUGACACAAAUCGACGAAUUGGGUCACAAGUUGAUCACAAGUAGCCAGUCAAUUGCUGCGGCUGACUUCUUUGCCAAAUAUCCCAUGCAACCACGCAAUCCCGGCACUGGAAACAACCUCGCCGAGCAGCUGCAGGCUUGGAUCGGCGGACCCUCAGAUAGCAAUGAUGAAGCAUAUGUUCUCGUUGUCAACUACGGACCUGACCAAGGACAGGGAGGCUUUGGAACUCAGUUGUAUGGCAGCCAAAAAGUUACCGUAUCGCUAGAGGACUUGGGUAUUGCGAGCUCAGCGUGGAAGUUUACAGACAUCUGGGCGGGCAACUCCACCACGGUCUCCACGUCGUACUCAGCUUGGCUGACAGAAGGUGCUUCUCAGUUAUUGCAUUUGAGCAAAGCUUAA